GGAGAUCGCAUUCGCGCCAAAGUGGAUUUCAGAAUCUCAGCGUUAAGGCCUUCAAUUUUAUAAUAUUAAUUAUUGUUAAUAAAUAAAGCAAAUUUCUUAGAGAGAGAAAGCAAAGAUUUGAUUUUGAGAGAGAGAGAGAGAGAGAGAGAGAGAUACGAGACGGUAGGACGCUAAUUGACACUGAUACACAGCAACUCAUCGUAUAAAAGCCAAGGAACGGCGUCGUUUCCAUGCAUUGGAGGUCGGAGAAGAUCGAUGGCUUUGAUCUCUCACCUCCUGAUGAUGAACAAGUACACGUUUUAGCAGUGGAUGAUAGUCUAGUUGAUCGUAAAGUCAUUGAACGUUUGCUCAAAAUCUCAUGUUGCAAAGUGACUGCAGUGGAUAGUGGAAUUAGAGCUCUGCAAUUCCUGGGAUUAGAUGAAGAGAAGAGCUCGUCUGUUGGUUUCGAUGACUUGAAGGUGGAUCUAAUUAUCACAGACUACUGCAUGCCUGGAAUGACUGGUUACGAGUUGCUCAAGAAAAUCAAGGAAUCGUCCACUUUCAGAGAAAUUCCGGUAGUGAUAAUGUCAUCGGAGAACGUCAUGGCUCGAAUCGACCGGUGUUUGGAGGAAGGAGCAGAGGACUUCAUAGUAAAACCGGUGAAAUUAUCAGACGUGAAACGAUUAAGAGAUUACAUGACCGCCAGAGAGUUCAGAGUGAAGAACCAACAAAUAGGCAACAACAACAACAUCAAGAACAACAAUAAGAGGAGGUUAAGAGAGACUUGCGAUCUCUCUUCAUCGCCACUGUCCAUGUUAUUUUCAUCAUCAUCACCAUCGCCUUCACUGUCACCAUCAUCUCUAUCUUCUCCAUCGUCUCCAUCGCCCUGUCUAUCACCGUUACCAUCACCGCCGAUACUGUCAUAUUCGGCGCCUUGUUCUCCCACUUCCUUAGAUUCUCCUACCAGACGGCUGAAAAUGAGCAGCUCCGAUUAGAUCCUUUAUUGCCUCAUCAAACCCAACUAUUUUUAUUUACUUUACAAAUUAAAAAAAAAAAAAUUUUGCAAUGUCAGCAAUUCUCCGUUAAUUUAACGGUUUUUGUUGCU
Messenger RNA from Hevea brasiliensis (rubber tree), 1084 nucleotides. RefSeq names its product two-component response regulator ARR5. The transcript is spliced from 6 exons. The coding region runs from base 231 to 974 and encodes 247 amino acids. Gene Ontology annotation, biological process: phosphorelay signal transduction system; cytokinin-activated signaling pathway. Lineage: Eukaryota; Viridiplantae; Streptophyta; Magnoliopsida; Malpighiales; Euphorbiaceae. The record is from RefSeq and is a predicted model, not a curated record.